AUGCCUCAACAGAAUGACACAAUUGCGCCCGUUCAGCAACAGCCGUUGAAUGAUAAGCAUGGGGACUCAGUGCAAGACGUCAAGGACAAGGAGGUGGUAGACUCUGAGGGUCAAUUGCACAAUGCGGCACCAGCUCCGACAGAAGCUAUUCGCAAGAUUUGGACAAAAUAUCCCCUGGUUGUCGCAUUCGGUGGGCGAGUUAACCUUGUGCGCGAAAUAAUUACAAUAUGCUGA
Messenger RNA from Fusarium venenatum, 234 nucleotides. NCBI's taxonomy places the organism in Eukaryota, Fungi, Ascomycota, Sordariomycetes, Hypocreales, Nectriaceae. The record is from RefSeq and is a predicted model, not a curated record.